This is a messenger RNA of Entamoeba invadens IP1, 543 nucleotides long. RefSeq lists its product as hypothetical. Lineage: Eukaryota; Evosea; Mastigamoebida; Endamoebidae. Bases 1 to 543 code for a protein of 180 amino acids. The record is from RefSeq and is a predicted model, not a curated record. The transcript has a single exon.
AUGCACCGAAUGAAGCGACAUGAAGUUAUUUACGAAGGCCAAGAAAUAACAAAUGUUCAAAGAAUAUCACAAAUAGAAGCAGAGUUAUCUGCUUUUGCAACUGAAAUAUUGAACGAACGCAAAUUGAAAUAUCAAACAGUAAGGGAGUUACUCAAUUUUAUGUGCAACACAUACAACUUGAAAGAAAAGGCUAAUCCAUACACUCUAUAUUUCAAAAAACUUAAACUUUUCUUAAAUAACAUCAAAAUAACAACUGGAAUUACUGAAAAAAGACAACUCAAUUUGAGGCAACAAACUGCACUUCAUGUUAAAUAUUACAGAAACCAUUUAAAAUGGUUGGAAAAACUUCGACAUAUCGAAGACUUAAAAGAAGAUGCUUUUCUCAAGAAGACUGUAAAUAUAAUUAAAAACUUUAUUAAGACACAUGAAAAGAUAUUAAAGUCGUGUGGAUUUACAGAACAAGAAAUGAUGGACAUGAACUUGCGACCAUUUAAAACUAAGUUUAGAAGAGUACCCAAUUUGAGAUCAUUGAAUGAUAAUUAA